GUAGGGUUCACCAUAAGACAGACAGCUAGGAUAAUGUUGGUGCUCAGUUGUUUCGGACUCUUCGGUCGGUGAGCAUGAUUGCUUGAAGGGGCCAAUUCUUCCUCCAAGAGAGUGUGUAGCGUGUAUGCUACUUAUCUUCCAUUAGCUGUGCUGUACCGGUGAUAGUGAUAAGUAGAUAAUCAAUUUUAUUGUACACAAAAUUGGACAUUACGCGUGGAUUAUACAGUGAAUCGCAAUGUUGAACGGCGAAACGAUUCUUCUCGUUCAGCUGGCAUUGCUAGUGAUAACGCUGGUACCGUUUUUGAGAUGGCUCAAGAAAAGACUUCAACUUCAGCGUGUGAUGGACAAAAUCCCUGGCCCCAAGUCUUAUCCGGUCGUCGGUACGAUGCAUUCCUUCAUAGGGAAAAAGUCCGAAGAAAUAUUCUACAUAAUUGAUCAACGCACCCGAGCCUACCCGGGCAUUCAUCGCAUCUGGAACGGUUCCACGCCGGAGGUGCGCAUUAACAAGGCCGAGUACGUGGAAAAGCUCAUCUCCUCCAGCCGGCACAUCGAGAAGUCAACGAUGUAUAAGUUUCUGGCGGCCUGGCUUGGUCAGGGUUUGCUAACCUCAAAAGAUGAUCGAUGGUUUCAGCACCGGCGGCUCAUAACGCCCACCUUCCACUUCAACAUAUUGGACGGGUUCUGUGAGGUGUUUGCCGAGCAUGGGCAGCUGCUGGUGGAGAAGCUGUCCGAGCGCGUUGGCAGUGGCAAGCAACCGAUCAACGUGUACCCGUUCAUCACGAAGGCCGCGCUGGAUAUCAUUUGUGAGACGGCAAUGGGUGUGAAGGUAAACGCACAGACUAGUGGCCUGGAUAAUCCGUACGUGGCGGCUGUGUAUGACCUGAGCGCACUGAUACAGUACCGUGUGGUAAGGCCCUGGCUUCAUCCGGACUUUAUCUGGAAUAGGUCGCGGGCCGGCCAGCAGUACCACCGGGCCCUGGCGGAAGUGCACGGAUACUCGAGCAAGGUGAUACGGGAGCGUCGGGCCGAGUUGAAGCAACGGCCGGUGGAUGAGGGAAGGAAGGCGGAAGAGCUCGAGGGUGGCCGGAAGCGACGACUCGCCUUUCUGGAUAUGCUGCUCGAAAGCACGGACCAGGGCAACCUGCUCAGUGACGACGAUGUCCGGGAGGAGGUCGACACGUUUAUGUUCGAGGGACACGAUACGACGACCGCUGGCAUAUGCUGGGCGUUGUUUCUGCUCGCACUUCAUCCGGAAAUUCAGCAUCAAGUUCAGCAGGAAAUUGAUUCGAUCUUUGGUGACUCGGACCGGGCCCCGUCGAUGCGGGACCUCAACGAGAUGAAGCUGCUCGAACGGUGCCUCAAGGAGACGUUGCGGCUGUACCCGUCCGUGUCCUUUUUCGGCCGUACGCUGAGCGAAGACAUCCAGCUCGGCGGUUAUCACGUCCCGGCCGGUACGAUUGUCGGUGUCCAUGCGUACCACGUGCACCGGGACGAACGGUUCUUUCCCGAUGCGGAAAAAUUCGACCCGGACCGGUUCCUGCCGGAGCAGACGGAAAACCGACACCCGUACGCGUACAUCCCGUUCAGUGCCGGACCGCGGAACUGUAUCGGGCAGAAGUUUGCGCUGCUCGAGGAGAAGAGCGUCGUGUCGUCGAUCUUGCGCCGGUUUACGGUCCGGUCGGCGAAGACACGCACGGAACAGUUGAUACAGCACGAGCUCAUCACACGGCCGAAGGAUGGAAUUUCGUUGUACUUUGAGCCGAGGCACGGUGCGAAGGACGGCUCGCGGGCUUAGCUGUGGUACGGUAGGUACGGUUUGGUCGCUGUGUGGCACAAUGGAAUGCUGCUUGGUUGUUAGUAAUGGCGAAGCGAAUGGUUUGUGGCCGGUCGGAUCAAAACGUGAUUUUGACGUAGAAAUAAAGGCUUGCAUAAGUUAA
This is a messenger RNA of Anopheles stephensi (Asian malaria mosquito), 1937 nucleotides long. RefSeq names its product cytochrome P450 4C1-like. The record is from RefSeq and is a predicted model, not a curated record. Lineage: Eukaryota; Metazoa; Arthropoda; Insecta; Diptera; Culicidae. The transcript is spliced from 8 exons. Gene Ontology annotation, molecular function: oxidoreductase activity, acting on paired donors, with incorporation or reduction of molecular oxygen; iron ion binding; heme binding. Bases 236 to 1795 code for a protein of 519 amino acids.